AAUCCGGCGUGCGAGCUGUCAAGCUAGUGACUUUAUCUCUCCCGCCGUUUAAGGUUGACAAAAUAACAGUAACCGAGACCGUGGCUUUUAUUCGCCACAGUAAAAGUUCCUACGCCGCGGGGACAAUCUUAAAAACUGCGUUGAACAUUAUAGCUCGUCUCGCUCUUGGCUUCAGCGCUGCGAGUGACGUCAUCCGCCGGGCCCUUUUGCGCGGAGUGAUCCGCCCUCCCAGGCCCCCCGAGUUCCAGGAGGUGAAGCGUCUGCGGCGGAGGAGCACUAGGACAGAAACAUCUUUACUUUCCACUAUUGGGGUACAGAAUACAUUAAAGAGUCCGCCGGAGCCUGGGGUAAAGCUGUGAAGUGCAGGUUUCUAAAUAAGAAACUGCAGCUUUGGACUGAACUAAGAAAACCCAGGAAACCAUCGACCAUGCUGUGGAAUUGAGGCGCGAGGAUCUAUCUCCGUGGAUUAUAAAAACCAUCAUAUUCUGGAUUACGAAAGGGAAAGAACAAAGUGACAAUGGGCAGGAAAAAGAUACAGAUAACAAGGAUAAUGGAUGAGCGGAACCGGCAGGUCACAUUCACCAAGAGGAAGUUUGGAUUAAUGAAGAAGGCCUAUGAACUGAGCGUGCUCUGUGACUGUGAAAUUGCACUGAUCAUUUUCAACGGCUCUAACAAACUGUUCCAGUAUGCGAGCACCGACAUGGACAAAGUCCUGCUCAAGUACACCGAAUACAACGAACCCCAUGAGAGCAGAACCAACUCGGACAUAGUGGAGACUCUGAGAAAGAAAGGCUUAGAUGGUUGUGAGAGCCCAGAUGCUGAGAGAUACUUUGAGGAGGACACAUUCAGCAAACUAAAUGAAGAUAAUGGUUUUAUUUUCAAGCCAGGACCUGCCCUGAACAAGAAGGAACACCGAGGGUGCGACAGCCCAGACCCAGACGGCUCUUAUGUGCUCACGCCUCACACCGAAGAAAAGUACAAAAAAAUAAACGAGGAAUUUGAUAAUAUGAUGCGCAAUCAUAAAAUCUCACCUGCGUUGCCCCAGCAAAGCUUUUCAAUGUCAGUGACCGUCCCAGUGUCGAACCCAAACACAUUGUCCUACAGUUCUCAAGCAAACACCCUGGUCACAGCUUCGUUAGCAGCCAGCACUUCAUUAACCGAGGGGAGCAUGCUGUCCCCACCUCAGACAACACUACAUCGAAAUGUUGUUUCUCCGGGGAUACCCCAGAGACCCUCUAGUACCGGAAAUGCAGGUGUAAUGUUGGGUACGGCUGACAUCUCUGUGCCAAAUGGAGCCAGCGGCAGUCCAGUGGGGAAUGGGUUUGUGAAUCCACGAGCUUCUCCAAGUCUUUUAGGACCAGCAGGUGGUAACGGACUGGGAAAAGUCAUGCCUACCAAGUCCCCCCCUCCCCCAGGAGGCAACCUGGGAAUGAACAGCCGGAAGCCAGACCUGCGCGUUGUCAUCCCCCCAUCUAGUAAAGGCAUGAUGCCGCCUCUGACAGAAGAGGAUGAAUUAGACUUGAACUCACAAAGGAUAGGCAGCUCUCAGUCUGCGCAGCCUCUUGCUACUCCGGUUGUUUCUGUGACAACACCCAGUUUGGCUUCACAGGGUCUGGUCUACUCUGCAAUGCCGACUGCCUACAACACGGAAUACCCCCUGACCAGUGCGGAGCUGUCUGUUCUCCAGGGGUUUAACUCCCCUGGAAUGCUGCCUCUGGGGCAAGUGUCUGCAUGGCAGCAGCAUCAACUAGGACAAGCAACCCUCAGCUCUCUCAUGGCUGGUGGGCAAUUAUCUCAGGGUUCAAACUUAUCUAUAAGUACCAACCAAAACAUCAACAUAAAGUCUGAGCCGAUAUCACCUCCUCGUGACCGAGUCACACCUUCUGGAUUCCCUCCUCAGCAACUGCAUCAACACCAGCCUCGCCCCGAAAUGGGGCGAUCGCCCGUCGACAGCUUAAGCAGCUCCAGCAGUUCGUACGAUGGAAGCGACCGAGAGGAUGUCAGGAAUGAAUUCCAUUCGCCUGUUGGUCUGGGAAGAAACCCCAACAAUGAAGACAGGGACAGCCCCUCAAUGAAACGCAUGCGAAUGGAUGCUUGGGUGACAUAAGUCCUUCCCAGUGCCACUUCUGGCAAGGAGUCCCCAGCGUCUGAAACAUUAAAAAGGAUGCAGAACCCUUAUAUAUUAUAUAUAAGUAUAUAGAUAUGGCUCACACACACAAGUCCGUUGGUUGCGUGUGUGUGUAUGUGCUCUUGUGUAAUACACACUUCAAUCAGGUACCUGCUGAAAUGACUGUACACAGACUUUGUCCUCUGUGAUGUGGCACUUAUGUGGACUUUUAAUACCCUUUUGGAGAAAUGAAACGCAUUUCGCAUCUGUGUUUUCCUGUUGUUGAGACAACACUAGCAAGGAUGCUUUUUUUGGGGAGGGUGGUUGACAGGCAGUGGAAAGUUCACAAGCUGCAGGUAUUAUAGUGCACACUCAAGUGUCUUGAGACCCUCCUUCCCGCUCCCCAUCUCACACUUCCUAAUGGUCUUAACACUUUCACUGCCAGAGGAGUUUGCCUUGCAGAAUGCGGUUGGUCCCUCUGUAAGCUGAUUGGUGCGAGACCUGGCUUUUUACAGAAGGUGUAAAAAAAGCUGGAAUCUAGGAAAGCAAUACUGUACACUAUAACAUUAUAACAUUAUACCAAACACAACACACAGAUCCCUCUUACAAAAGGAGUACACAAAGGGCUGAUGCCACAUAAUCUAUUUUUGCACGUGUAAUAAAGAUGUAUCAGGACAGAGAAGUGAGAUUAGACUUCGAAAGUGUGAUUUUCAAAACCGAGGAAAAGCAUGAGAAUUUACAUAUAUUACAAAUUUUAAAAUAUAAAGUUCUAUAAGCCUAGAGUGAAGGCAUAAAAAAAUAA
Molecule: messenger RNA, 2909 nt
Organism: Spea bombifrons (plains spadefoot toad)
Lineage: Eukaryota; Metazoa; Chordata; Amphibia; Anura; Pelobatidae
Gene: MEF2A
Product: myocyte enhancer factor 2A
Exons: 12
Coding region: 518-2107 (529 amino acids)
Biological process (GO): cell differentiation; heart development; positive regulation of transcription by RNA polymerase II
Molecular function (GO): DNA-binding transcription factor activity, RNA polymerase II-specific; protein dimerization activity; histone deacetylase binding
Source: RefSeq, a predicted model, not a curated record